AUGGGCAGCAGGAGCAUAUGGGCAGCAGGAGCAUAUGGGCAGCAGGAGCAUAUGGGCAGCAGGAGCAUAUGGGCAGCAGGAGCAUAUGGGCAGCAGGAGCAUAUGGGCAGCAGGAGCAUAUGGGCAGCAGGAGCAUAUGGGCAGCAGGAGCAUAUAGGCAGCAGGAGCAUAUGGGCAGCAGGAGCAUAUGGGCAGCAGGAGCAUAUGGGCAGCAGGAGCAUAUGGGCAGCAGGAGCAUAUGGGCAGCAGGAGCAUAUAGGCAGCAGGAGCAUAUGGGCAGCAGGAGCAUAUGGGCAGCAGGAGCAUAUGGGCAGCAGGAGCAUAUGGGCAGCAGGAGCAUAUGGGCAGCAGGAGCAUAUGGGCAGCAGAGCAUAUGGGCAGCAGGAGCAUACAGGCAGCAGGAGCAUAUGGGCAGCAGGAGCAUAUGGGCAGCAGGAGCAUAUGGGCAGCAGGAGCAUAUGGGCAGCAGGAGCAUAUGGGCAGCAAGAGCAUAUGGGCAGCAGGAGCAUAUGGGCAGCAGGAGCAUAUGGGCAGCAGGAGCAUAUGGGCAGCAGGAGCAUAUGGGCAGCAGGAGCAUAUGGGCAGCAGGAGCAUAUGGGCAGCAGGAGCAUAUGGGCAGCAGGAGCAUAUGGGCAGCAGGAGCAUAUGGGCAGCAGGAGCAUAUGGGCAGCAGGGGCAUAUAGGCAGAAGGAGCAUAUGGGCAGCAGGAGCAUAUGGGCAGCAGGAGCAUAUGGGCAGCAGGAGCAUAUGGGCAGCAGGAGCAUAUGGGCAGCAGGAGCAUAUGGGCAGCAGGAGCAUAUGGGCAGCAGGAGCAUAUGGGCAGCAGGAGCAUAUGGGCAGCAGGGGCAUAUAGGCAGAAGGAGCAUAUACGCAGCAGGAGUGCUUGCACUGACGUCACAAAGAGACGUGGACGUGCCAUUUUAUGACGUGGCAAGAUGUGGUGUAGGGGCAGUGGAAGGGAGGUGGGAAGAGGAGGGAGAGGAGGGGAAGGUAGUUGAGAGGAGGUGGAGGGGAGAAAGGGGGUGGGCAUGGAGCGGGAUGUGA
Closterium sp. Naga37s-1 is the source of this 1044-nucleotide messenger RNA. The record is from the annotation of a GenBank genome assembly. NCBI's taxonomy places the organism in Eukaryota, Viridiplantae, Streptophyta, Zygnematophyceae, Desmidiales, Closteriaceae.